Funneliformis mosseae is the source of this 657-nucleotide messenger RNA. Lineage: Eukaryota; Fungi; Glomeromycota; Glomeromycetes; Glomerales; Glomeraceae. The record is from the annotation of a GenBank genome assembly.
AUGGAAGAAAUUUGUAUAAAAUUGGACAAAGUUUUACUUGAAUAUAUGGAUUUAAUUUCUAUAUAUCAAGAAAAUUGGCAAAAGAUAAGCAAGGAUUUAGAAUGUGGCUAUUUACAACUUGCUCAUUCAAAAUAUACUAUGGGACCUGGUAGAUUAAGCAAAGACCAAUUUGAUGGAAGGAUGCAAGCUGUUACAAGAAGUUUGAUAUCAGAAAUUGAAGAAGAAAAUUUAAAGGAUCACAACUAUCAAUUUACUUUGAUUAACGGGUAUUUGGAAAAUGAUGAUAUUAUUCCGGAUGAAUCAGAGUCUAAUCAAAUUAAUAAUAAUUCCUCAACCCUUCGUCGACGCAAUAUAAAGGAAUCCGAAACCGAACCGAAUGUUAAAACUAAGACAGAGCAGCCUUCCAAAAAACAAAUUGUACGAGAUCCAAUACAUUGGUUUGGACUUUUAGUUCCGUCUACCUUAAGGGAGUCACAAAAACAUUUCAAACAGAGUCUAGUUAAUAUGGUUGGUCUCUUAAAUAUACGAAAUGAAAUAUUAAUGAAAGAAGUUCAAUUCAAAAAACUGAAAAAUCAGAAAGAAAUGAUUAUGCAAGAGUUAAUCAAGUCAAAAGAAUCAAUCAACGAGGAAAAAAAAACUCAAGAAAAUGCAUUGUAA